GUACAUUCUCUUUGGAAAUGUUGGAUCAUGUUUUUGUUUGUGUUGAGCGAAGAAGCCUCAAGUUGUGGUCCAAAUUGAUGAUUUUCGGGACAUAAUGUUGUGAUCAAUUCGGUGAUUAUAGCCCGGUAUGAGCUGGAGGUAGCUGCUCUAACCCAAUGUAGAUCCUUAGAUGCUGAAUCUCAUGGCUUUCUCCUAACUGUAACUCACAGUAGCAUAGAGACUCUUUAACCCACUCUCGAGCACGUAGUCAAACUAUCAUUGUAACAUGUGCGCUUGUCGUGUAGAGGCAUCGCCCUCGCCAUCACCGACGACCCCUAUAGACUUGGAUGAUUAUUACCAGUACCUUGACAUGGAGCAGCAACAACAACAGCAGGCAGCCCCAAGGUCGGACCCCGGUAGCGAAACCGAGGACGUGUACGCCCAGCUUGCCCAGAAGGAAAAAGACCUCAUCCUUGCAGCGGAACUUGGCAAGGCACUCUUGGAUAAGAAUGACGAACUUCAGCGGCGGAAUGAACAACUUUUGGAGGAAUAUCAAGCUAAAUUGGAGGAGCUUCAACAAGAAAAAUAUGGCCUACGUUUACGAGUUGAAACCGUAGAAGGUGAAUACGAAAAUACGGUCAAGGAGCUCCAAACCGACAUCGCCCUUUUGCGGAAACAAUACGACGAUCAAGAAAUGAGUACACGAAUGGCUGACCGGGAACGACAUCAAAUGGUGCAAGAACUCACCAAACAAAAUGAAAGGCUCACCGAGGAGCUUAAAAAGACGACCCAUGAGGAAGAAGAGUUAGGUACAGAAGUGAAGCGGUUGCGAGACCAGAUGAAAACACGGCGGACGUCCAUGCACCAGCAUGUCAACCAACUGGAGGUUCUCCGUGAAGAGAUAACGGUCCUCUCUGAGAGAAAAAACGAUCUUGAAAAACGCAUGACGCACAUCAUUGAAGAACGAGACUCUCUGGCGUGCAACUUGGAGGAAUCUCAAGAUAGGAUCAUGAUGUUAGAGAAACAGAAACGAGAACAGGACCAACAGCUUCGAUCAAAAGAAAGAGAGUUGGAAGAACUACGUGAAUCUAAUUCAGCGCUGGAAGACAAGUUGGAAGAGAUGUCACUUCAUGCAUCGAAUCAUUCGUUCAGCCAUAACAACUCACUGUUCAGUGAGCUAGAGAUGUCCCAUAACAUGGAAGGAACAGACGUUGAGAUGGGGUCAAGGUCAAGCGGACAUUCGAGUGCUAAACUAGGCAGCCACCCGAUCUCACCCCACUUCCAAGACAUGGAAGACGAUAUCGAAUGUGAUGAUGACGACUACACCAUGCAGGCAAUGGCAUCGGGAGGUGGCGACAUGCAACUCUUCUCAAGGUUUCAGAGCCAGCAUGAUGACGAAGAUUACCAGCUCCGUGAAGAAGUUAUUCAGGCCUACCGCCAGGUCCGGCAUUUAUUACGCACGGUCCGUGGAAGUCGUGCGGACGGUGAUUCUAGUCCCAUUGAUGAAGCAUUUGUAGAGUUUGAACGAGGCAGUCUCAUCACUCUCCUCAGUGAUCUGAGGUGUUUGAUCGAGGAUAUGAUGCAGAAACAAGCUCUUUUUCAAAGUCCAUCCUACAUCAAUGACCUCACAAGUAAAAUCGAUUCCCUCCAAAGUGAAGUGUCCUGUGCCCAGACUCAACUUGAGUCAGUCAAAUCGACAGUGAAAGUGAAAGACACAGAACUAAAGAGGAAGACAGAUGAAAUUACUGAGCUUACUAACAAGCUUACAAUUCAAGAGCUGACAUUGCAGCAGCAUGAACUAAACCACAUCCAGAAAGAGAGGGAUGAUUACCAGGACCAGGCAGAUGACCUUACCAGAGAUGAGAUUGUAGAACGGGCCAGAAAGGACAGGGAUGAAGCCAUAGCCAAACGCAAUGCCAUGGAAGUAGAUCUCGCCAAAUCAAAGUUAGAUCUGAUGAACCUUGACCAGCAGUUGAUGGACGCCAUACAACAGAAGAUCGAGUUAUCACAACAGCUUGAACAAUGGGAGUUGGACAUGCAGGCACUGAUUGAGAUUCAAAUGCAGAAGCGAUUCAAUGUCGAAAUGGAGGACAAGACGGAGGAACCCAAGAAAUUUCAUGGAAUGUACCCGGAAAGUUACUCGUAACAAAUGCAAAUAACUGUUCACAGCCUUGUAAGAUCAUACUUGGAAACCUAAACAACCACAGAAAUGUAGGUAACUGCAAAUAUUUUGCAACAGAAUGCCGACUCGGGCGAUCGUAUCUCAAUACUCUGGUGUUUUAAGAUGGAAGGUAACUUCUUGAUCUUGAGAAGUAUUUUGACAGCUUCAAGUUGAGCGAAAUAUCACUCGCUUUCGAGGGUCAUACUCCCUGAUAUGAUUAGAUGGCAUAUUCUUGAUCACACUCAACCUGGUAAACUGAUUCUGGCAAGAUUCAUUGUAUCCCACCUGUAUACAAUUUACACGUAAAUGUAGUUCCCACCUAACAUUUAUGAGUCGUAGGUGCUGAUGGACCUAUUUUGCCUCCUGAACAACCUAGUGAUUUUCAUAGAUAUUUACAUGUAGACCAGAAUCAGGACAUUUGCAUCACCCUAACAACCUUCAAUUAAGUUCAACUCGGCACAAGCCCCUGUCAUUCCAUUCAUAUACCCAAACACAUCACUUCUGUACAAUUCUAGUCAUUUUAUACUAAAUGUACAUAAUGGAUACUGAUGUGUUUGAAAUUGGCCCAGUUGCUCAAUCAGGGUUUGAGGCAAACACCAGUGUUGGCUCAAUUGAGCAUUAUCUCUUGUAGUAAAAUAUCAUUUAAAUUAGUAGCGUUGGCUAGUGUAUCUGCUAACACUGAUUGAGCAACUGGGCCCAGAUCUCGGACUCGAUUGAGCAUCAAAUGGUUUUUGAUUGAGAUGGAAUUAUGAUUGGUGCUAAAGAAGAUUGUAUAUACAUUGUAAUCAAGAAUGUAUCAUAAACUGUAAUCACACGAUGAAAUACUUCAAGUAUUUUACAAAUGAUCAAUAUUUUUUUAGUGUACUUAGUUGUCACAACUCAAUGAUGCUCAAGGUUUUUGUUUGAACCUGUCACCCCGUGAAGGAGUGUUCUUAAACUGUUCAUAGAUUGUGACAGUGCAACCGUUAUAAGCAAUGGGGUGAUCAGAAUAUUUCCAUUUGAUGCUCAAUGUCAGGAGUUCUGAACUUGGUAAUGUGAAUGAUGACAUUGAAGGGUUGGCUUAGGAAUUUCACUUUAACUUGAGCAUUGAGUCUAAGACGCGGUCUGUUCUGUUGAGUGCUUGGAGAUAUAUCAAAGAUGUUACUCUUGAUGUUUUUCUAGUGCUGGCUGUACAGCACUGCCAGAUCUGUCUCGGACUGUUAUGCCAUGCCGAAAACAGUUUUAUAAUCUUCGUGAAGCUAUGGUUUGAAAAGCAUUCAUCCCUUGAUAUCACUAAUUCACAAACAGUCUUCUCACUCUUCGGCCCUUUUUUACAGUCAGCUAUGUGUUAUUGUUGAAAUGAAUAAUUAUUUUACUAGUUUACGUUUCGAAAAAGCUGAGUGUUUUCGACUUAAUUUCUUUCAUGAGAAGACUGCUAUUGUGAAUAAUUUCAUGUUAAACAUAGUUGAAUUUGUACAUUUCUGAUAUGCACACCAGAAAGUUGUGAAUGUUAACCCUUGAAAGGCCAUGAUAUGUGUUACACGCAGUAAAGAGCAACAUACUGCAAGAAUGCUGUUUGUGUAUGACUGAGUUCAAUACAUGCUUCCCGAAAUUGGUGGCUUGCAUUGGAACUAACUUUUCCCCCUUGUCCGUCAUUAAAGGCAUUUAAGUGUGUUGGUCAACCAUGACUAUCUCCUUUGUCCCUCCACCAUAAGGCCUAGUUUCCCCUUAUGACAUCACUAUUUCGGACACUCAGCGCCCCAUUUUUGGAAAGGUGUAUAGAGUAGGAAAUUUCUACCGUGUAUUCAAGUGUUCAGGUUUCCAAGUAUGACAAUAUUUUCUGCACCCCUUGCCUUAUUGCUGAUUUAUGCAGUUACCUUAAAUGAGCAUCGAAGGUAUUGAACGCCAGAAGGUGAAAGAUUGGUAACCAUACCAUGUUAUAGGGUAGAUAAAUUGGUACAUGUGAAAAUGUAUUUGAAUUCUGGAAGUUGUCUGAUAGUUGAAAUAAGAAAACCCAAUACCAGCCGGUAAGCUUACAAGGUGGUUCAAUUUAGUUGGUCACUGUACAUUAGUUCACACAUUGUGCAUUCAGAUGUACAUAAAUCCAGCUCUAACUUAUUGUGAGGUGCCAUAUGCAUGUAGGAAUUUAGUGCUACGAUUCCAAAUUCGCAAAAGUCAAUUGAGAGUCAAGUCAAGCAAUUUCCUGUUACAUGUUUUAGAUUCACUUUAAAACAUUUCGUAUCACAAUAGAAGCCUUGCCAAGUAUUCACGUUGGUGAAAUGAGCAUUUUGGUAGUGUCUUACACCCCUUGCAGAUCAAAAUGAAAGAAAUCGUCUUGGAGUUUCUCGAUAGUCAUCCUGCAAUGACAAUCUUUUUCAAAGGAUGAGCUCAUCACAGAGAAAUCUUCGCUAUUGCAUUUCGUGUUGUUUUGUUUGAAACUGGUACCAACAAGGAGUUUUCAUCCUGUAAACACCCAAAUUUUCACACCUAUAUAAUUUUGUGAAACAUUGGUUUUUCAAUCAAAAAAUAUUUGUGCAAUUUUUAGGUUCGAGGUUACUUGCAAAAACGCCUACGAAAAUUUGGUAGUUAACAGUAAAAACUGAUGCCUUAAUUUGUAUAUAUUAGCAAAGUGAAUUGGAUUUCCUAACUGGUCUCUUUUAUCUAUGUUGGUUGUUUAUCAGUGAUCUGUUCCUGCUCCCUGUACAUUUCGUAUGCAGCUCAGUGCAUGACAUCUUUUUUGCUCAAGCUUUCGAAAGAGGUGAGGAAUUCGACAUGUGAAAGUGCACUUACAAAUGUAAGAUAAAGGUGUCAGUUGAGCCUGCCUGAUUUUUCCUCGUCUCGUCCUUGAAGAUAAGUUGACCCAAUGAAUUGGUUCGCCUUAAACAGCUUAAAAGCCUGUGUGGUACGGGCAACAUUCCAACCCGAGGAAAAAGUACUGUUUGGUAUUUUUUCAAACGUUGAGGAAAAAUUUGCAUUUAUUCCUUGAUGAUCUCAUUAUUUUAUUAUUUAUAGGAACUUAUUUACACAUUCCGCGAGAUGUGUAGCUGUGUCUUAUCAUUAUCAUAUGCUAAAAUCUCACAUAUGUUGCAGUUUAUUUGAAUCUGUUGCCUCAAAAUAAACAUAUCAAUUUUCUGGUAAAAUAGGGCUCAAGGUCACGUCAAUAGAGAUAAUAUUUUUGCUUAUUUCUUGUUUACAGUUCUAUCAUUCCAAUCAAAAUAUUUGUGCUGUUUACUCAUUAUCACUGUCAGGAGUCAACGGGAGUAACUUGAUUCUUAAAAUUUUGAAUAUUUUUCUCUUCAAAUUCCUGGCAUUGCCUUUGGCAGUUUUAUUUGUCAUGUUCUAAUGUUAAUAUUUGAUAUCACCGUUCAUCAUGGUAAAAACAUUGGAACCAGUGCUGCACUUACUUGUGGUGUUUCUUUCGUACUAAACUGUCGUGUUUUGUCCCGACAAAAUAUUAUUAGUGCCUGCUAUAUGCGUAUACUUCUGGGUUCAAAACUUCUGUUUCUAUUCCUUUAAAUGAAUUAUCUAUCUACUGAUUUAUUGCAAUAUUGACCUAAUCUAAUCAUGAUCAAAUUUAAUCGAAUUUAUUUAAAUAGCAAAAGACUGCUGGCAUUAUUCAUAUGCUACAGUUGUUUUAUUAAAAUGCACCAUAAUGGAAUUUUUUGCACUUCUUGAGUAUUAAAUUGUUUACACACAAAGUACAGCCUUUAGCUGUAAAGAGAGUAAUUUAUUUCAGAGUUGAAAAAUCAAGAAAUGUUUGGGCAUUCUCUAAAAUAUUUUUCUGUGUUUUUUUUUUUUGAUCACUCUUUUAAAACCUAGUCUGUAGCUAGUUACUGAAUUAUAUUGAAGUCGAACCCAGAUAUAAAUUUCUGUUCCACUGAAAUUCGUUAUGCCAUUGGUUACAUUGGAUAUUCCGAAGUUCUUUUUGUGCCUUAUGUAUUUGAAAUUAAUGGUCAAAAAAGUGUGUUCUGCUACUCUAGAAAGUGAAAUGAAGCAUGGACUGAGGGAUGUCUUACUGACAGAGCUAAGAAAAGAUAUAUGGCAUUUGUUAUUUCCAUAACAUGUCGGACAAAUCCUCUCCUUGUUGUGUGUUGAUCAUAGUAUUCACGGUCUCCAUUUUCUGCUGAUUUCAGAAAGGGAUUUGAGAUUAAGGAAACUAACGUCCACGUUUACUAAAAUCCUGUAAUAUGCACUCCUGAGUUUACCCAUAAUCAUUCCGUCGCUUAAUAUUUAUUUUCCAAAAUGUGCAAACAAGUGCCAUUCCAUCCAGGUUUUGUGGUAAAAAAGUCCAUUCCAAUUUGAGCAGGACAGCUGUGUAUUGCGUUGUGUCAAGUAAUCGUUAAAGGGACUAUUAACCCUUGUGAUGUGCAAAUCAGAGUCCCUUUAAAUUUGUGUUUUGUUGUCAUGUUUUUUCUCAAGAAAGUUUCAACUUUGAGAACUUUGACUUCAUGUACAUGUUACCCUGCUGUUCUGCUCCGUUUUCAUCUUACUUUGUCUAAAAUUUGCUUUAGUGCUUGUGCUUGGUAGUGCUUUACGAUAGAAGUCAGUGAUUCUGGCAAGCAAUACCCUUAAAAUCUAGGAACGCUUUUAAUUAAUUGGUGUUCUAGUAAUAGAAGAGGUUUGGCAGUUGAAAAAAAAAUUGAAUCCGAAAUUAAAUUGGGGCAAAUUAAUGUAAAUUGUGAUUGAAAUAAUGUGGAUGGGACAUAGUGUGUAAAUUACUUUGGCACACCUCUGUCAGAGAAGGUCUAAAAACAAUAUUUCUCGCUAAAGUGCCAUAUAUUUCGCUAUGAACCAAGGGAAUGGUGCUGACCUUCAUUAACCUUGUCUUUGAGUGUUGAUUUCUGUUGUAAGAUGUAUGAUUGUGAAUUUAGCUAGAGUCCUUCUCAAAGAGUGCAAUACAUUUAGAGAUGAAUCUCUUGUAUUGUUUCAGAGACAGCAUUCAAAUCUGCUGGGGAGAAAAAUACCUGUGUACCACUAUUUUCAACUUUACAUACAUGUUGCUCACUACGUCUUGAUACUGUACAUGGAGACAGACUACACAUGUACCUGUGAUAUACAUAAAUGCAUUUAAAAUGUGCAUUGUACAUCAUGUACAAAGGCUGCUUUAUGUCCAUACAGAGUUGUGUUUUUUUCCUGUACAUAUCUCUUCUUAUUUAUCUCGUCUUGUCUGUCUGUAUAUUUCUUUUCACUGCCGAUCUUGUGUUCAACCGUUCUUGACAUUAUGUAAAACAAGAAACAAAAUGAAGACAAACCCAGUACCAGCAAUGUACAGGUUGGUCCUGAAAAUAAACCCAGUCUGAAGCAAUUGAUAAAGAAUGAGAGGCCCAGAAACACUGGGUAGAAUGGGUCUCAGUGGUCAGCUACUUUGACAGCUGUAGCUCAAAGUUGCUCAAAUGCUCCUUAACUUCAAUUUAUUUUGUUUCUAGUUUUACACAGGUACAUAUAUCAGGUGUUUUUCUCCCCAUUAGCUUAAAUGUCAUUUUAUAGAAAAUGGACCAGGAUCCUCACUUUCAUCCUUGUAUUCCUCAGAUAUGACAGCUGCCAGGCUUGUAUGCUCAGCUUAGACAGCUGAUGUGAUGUAGAUGCAUGCUUAACCGUUUAUGUAGAAUAUAUGUGAUCACUGUUAUCUGUA
This is a messenger RNA of Lineus longissimus, 7751 nucleotides long. RefSeq names its product BICD family-like cargo adapter 1. The coding region runs from base 266 to 2125 and encodes 619 amino acids. The transcript has 13 exons. NCBI's taxonomy places the organism in Eukaryota, Metazoa, Nemertea, Pilidiophora, Heteronemertea, Lineidae. The record is from RefSeq and is a predicted model, not a curated record.